AAAGAACAUAAUUCCAUAUGUGUUCAUUCAUAGCUUUGAUGCCUAUAGUGAGAAUCUACAAUGUAAAUAGCCAUGAAAAUAAAGAAAACAGGAAAAACAAAUUUUAUACAUAUGAUCAAUGCCAAAUAGCAGCCAUGAGAGAAAUAAGUGUUAAAAGCCGCUGAGAAGUGCUGUUCUUGGCGGUGAAGAGGUGAGGUUUGGAGGCUCCACAAACAAAAUGCAGAGAGCAUCAGAACUCUACGUGACUUCAAUGUGAAGAGAAACAAGUCCGCUAUCAGCUCCGUCACUGUCAGCCUUCAGCACUUCUCCUACAUUUAGUUUUUAGCCUUUUAUCAGUGCAGAGAAAACACAAGUGUCCCGGCUUUCACACUGCACAGAGGAGCCGCGGCCUGGCUUGAGUCUCCACGGUUCUCAUGGUGUGUUCAAGUACAGCCCGCUGCUCCGAGCUCUGCAACAGUCCCUCAGACUCUCUGGUCACUCCGUGAGGAACAAAGCUUAGAGGAAGUCAUGGCAGAUAAAGAAGUCGCUCCCGCCGCCCCGGCCCCGGCCAAAGCACCGAAGAAGAAGGUUUCCAAACCCAAACCGGCUGGUCCCAGCGCCAAAGACCUCAUCAUUGCUGCUGUGUCCGCAUCCAAGGAGCGGGGCGGCACGUCUCUGGCCGCCAUCAAGAAGGCUCUGGCUGCCGGCGGAUACGAUGUGGACAAGAACAAGGUCCGCGUCAAGACCGCCGUCAAGGGCCUGGUCGCUAACGGGACUCUGACCCAGACUAAAGGGACCGGGGCCUCCGGAUCCUUCAAGCUCGCCAAGAAGGCCGCCGAGCCCAAGGCCAAGAAGCCCGCAGCUAAGAAACCUGCAGCUAAACCUAAGAAGCCCGCAGCCAAGAAACCUGCAGCGGCCAAGAAGUCCAAGACAUCGGCAGCAAAGAAGCCAGCAGCCGCAAAGAAGUCUCCCAAGAAGGCCAAGAAACCCGCAGCGGCCAAGAAAGCCACCAAGAGCCCCAAGAAGGCCACCAAGCCCGCCAAGAAGGCUACACCCAAAAAGGCUGCUGCAGCCAAGAAAGCCCCCGCAAAGAAAGCUGCUGCCAAGCCCAAAGCCAAGAAAGCAGCACCCAAGAAGAAGUGAGCGCCACAUCACUCUCAUCACCAAAGGCUCUUUUAAGAGCCAACCACACCAGCUUUAAAGAGUGCUUUCCUAUUUAUUUUCUAUGUGUCAUUUAAAUGUUUUAUUUUAUAGAAUGUUUGAAUAAGAGACAGAAGUUUACACACUUUAAACUCCUACAAACUUGUUUUUUUUUUGUAUAUUUUGCACAUUUCUGUUCUUCUAACCAUGGUACGUCAAGAAACGUAAUUUAAUUAUCUGUGUGUCUUGUACAUAUGGGAAAUACGAUAAGACGAUAAAGUUGACAUUGACUUUUGACAAUAUUGCACAAGAAAAUUGGACAUUGGUUACAUUAAUAUAUAUCCCCGUCAGUCCGUUCUGGUGCUGUUGUUCCACAAAUGACAUAUUAUGAUUAAUUUAAAAAAUGUACAUGACGUUCUGAACCUUCAAAUGAAUAAAUGCAGAAAA
Centropristis striata (black sea bass) is the source of this 1566-nucleotide messenger RNA. RefSeq names its product histone H1-like. The coding region runs from base 508 to 1122 and encodes 204 amino acids. Gene Ontology annotation, molecular function: structural constituent of chromatin; DNA binding. The transcript has 2 exons. Gene Ontology annotation, biological process: nucleosome assembly. Gene Ontology annotation, cellular component: nucleosome. NCBI's taxonomy places the organism in Eukaryota, Metazoa, Chordata, Actinopteri, Perciformes, Serranidae. The record is from RefSeq and is a predicted model, not a curated record.